Messenger RNA from Diabrotica virgifera virgifera (western corn rootworm), 1138 nucleotides. RefSeq lists its product as uncharacterized. Bases 137 to 397 code for a protein of 86 amino acids. NCBI's taxonomy places the organism in Eukaryota, Metazoa, Arthropoda, Insecta, Coleoptera, Chrysomelidae. The transcript is spliced from 2 exons. The record is from RefSeq and is a predicted model, not a curated record.
CCAAAACAAAACCAGCUGAUAAUUCAACAAUCUUUGCGGAUAUCAAUAAAUAACAACAAAAUAAGUUUGUAUCUUUAACAUCGCUUGAAAGGAUUAUUGAUUAUUAUAAAGAUGUAAAUAAAAAAAAAUCAACCUGAUGGAGCCAGCUACAUUUGUAAUGAUCAGUCCAUUUGAAGACUUUUUGUAUUUAUUCAAUAGUGUGUUAUUAGGAGAAUCGUCAGUGGAAGAUAUAAUUCUCCUUGUGGGUACCUUGGUAGCAUUUGUGGCUUUCAUACUGUGGUGUUGCUUUCCUGUGACACGCAAAGAAUCCCCAGUACCCGGCUUGCAACCUUUGGACAAAAAUGCCAAAGAUGAAGGAAAGUACAAUCAGCUGACAUCAGAUUAUAUAUCUACCUAAACUUCUACCAACAAUAUGGGGGUAUCUAUGAGCAUUUAUUUUUUCCCGUAGCGUUUGCUGGCUAGCUAGAUGUUUAGAUAAAUAUUGAGUUGAAGAGUGUUCCUUAACACAAUAUAGAAUGUUUUGAUUUGUUUAACAACUAGUUUUUACUGAUAUCUUUAAAUAUGACUUAAAUUUUUCUGUCAGACAUCUCUAUAUGUUUUUCAAGGGCCAGUAUGAAUUAUAAAACUACAAUAUUGUAGUUGCUGUAAGUUUUGAGUUUAUUUAACAGAAUACACAAACAGCAGGCUGGAUGAAAUAUGGCAUAUUAUGGUAUGAUAAAAGUGAAUAAAUAAUAAUACUUAUUCAUACUUUUAAACAACUUUUAAGCAAGAUAAUCUUUGGAAUAGAUAUGAAGAGAUUAAUUUUAGAGUUUGACUAUUGCAAUAACAUAGGAAGGGUUUAUUCCAAAAACAGAAUCUGUCAAGAAAUGAGAAUAACCAUACAGUCAGGUUUUGGAACUGUUUUCUUUUGGUAUGUAUAAGAUAAACAUUGUAAAAAGGAAAAAAUUCCUCUCAUUGGCUGUAUACCAUAAUAAAAAAUUACUAAGGAAGUAAAACUUCUCUUGUAGGUAUGUAGAUGGUAUAUAAAUUUAUUAAAAUUUUUCUAAAAAGAUCCAAGUUGGAUUAAAGUGGGUACAUCACUAGUACAAAACACAAACGUUUUCGGACUAAUCAGUCCAUCAUCAGGUUGAAACUUCAG